This is a messenger RNA of Enterobius vermicularis (human pinworm), 231 nucleotides long. The record is from the annotation of a GenBank genome assembly. NCBI's taxonomy places the organism in Eukaryota, Metazoa, Nematoda, Chromadorea, Rhabditida, Oxyuridae.
AUGGUAGGCAUUGGCCUGGAUAAUCCAAACGACGAAGAAAGUCAAGUGAUAAAAUGUGUUCUUGUUGGUGAUGCUGCUGUUGGUAAAACAUCGCUAAUUGUCUCCUAUACAACUAAUGGAUAUCCACAUAAAUAUGUUCCCACAGCAUUUGAUAAUUAUUCAGUGUUAGUCCGAGUUGAUAAUCAACCGAUACGAUUACAGUUAUGUGAUACUGCUGGUCAGUUUGAAUAA